Prosopis cineraria is the source of this 1144-nucleotide messenger RNA. Its product is annotated as probable WRKY transcription factor 70. Lineage: Eukaryota; Viridiplantae; Streptophyta; Magnoliopsida; Fabales; Fabaceae. The transcript is spliced from 3 exons. The record is from RefSeq and is a predicted model, not a curated record. The coding region runs from base 1 to 945 and encodes 314 amino acids. Gene Ontology annotation, molecular function: DNA-binding transcription factor activity; sequence-specific DNA binding. Gene Ontology annotation, biological process: regulation of DNA-templated transcription.
AUGGAACUCCAAGUUAGGAAGAUGAUAAAGAUGGAGAAUGAUAGGGCUUCGUCUUCAUCAUCAGAUCUUAAAAAGGCCAGCACAGAUGAGCUUCUCAGAGGGAGAGACCUGAGCAACCAGCUUCUUCAACUUGUUCUUCACCAUCGUGAUCAGUCCAGUAAUACUGGAUCAGAUCAUGAAGGCUCCUUGUUAUGGAUUCCAUGUGCCCAAGAUCUUGUCAACAACAUUCUCACUUCAUUCUCAAACACCCUCCUUCUCUUUGACUCCCUUAAGAUCCCUACCGAUGCUUCUCCUGAAUCUGAUCAGAAGCACCAUGAUUUGGAUCAUCAUACUCUCAACAGUUUAAACACAAGAAACGGAAGACGCUGUUACCUGAGGAAAAGAGCAAUGCAAACAUGCGAGGAGAAAUCCCCAAUUCUAGUUGACGAUGGACAUGCAUGGAGAAAAUAUGGACAAAAGAAGACAAUGAAUGCUAAAUAUCUAAGGAACUAUUACAGGUGUAGUCACGAGUACGGCCAGGGAUGUCCAGCAAUGAAACAAGUUCAAAGAAUACGAGAGAAGCCUCCUUUACACAGAACCACCUAUUUUGGCAGUCACACUUGCAACAACCACCAAUUACUACUUCCUGUGAUCCCUCUGGAUCAUCACUCUUCUCGGCCUUCUGAAUCUUCUUUGUUACUUAGUUUCAAUGAUGAUACUUGUCUCAAGGGAAAAUUAUUACAGGACCAAUCCUUUUUCUUAUCCACCAAGAAGGAAGAAGAGACUUCCAACGAUCAUCAUAUUGUGAAGCAAACCCCAGCGUCCCAAUCUAAGCAUGUCACUACUACGACAGUGUUAUCCUCAUCAACCUUGGAUCAGGUUUCUUCUGUCAAGCCCCAAUCUAUUGAACUGGAUGAUGUUAUUUUAAAGUGCUUUGAUUAUGAGUUUGUACAUUUUGGUCCGUGAUUUGGUUUUAUAACUUGUCAGAGAGAAAGAGGACCAGAGCAAGACUGCAUGUUUAGUACAUGGAGAAGUGCAUGUUUUCUGGAAAAGAAUGUGAAAUGUAUCUAAAAAGAAAAUGACACAGGUUUGUUGUCAUUUUCCUUUCUAAAAAAUACUUUUCUGUCCACCAAACAUUAUAUUAAUAACCUGCCUUCUUCUUUCU